Molecule: messenger RNA, 666 nt
Organism: Eucalyptus grandis
Lineage: Eukaryota; Viridiplantae; Streptophyta; Magnoliopsida; Myrtales; Myrtaceae
Product: UPF0496 protein At4g34320-like
Exons: 2
Coding region: 1-636 (211 amino acids)
Source: RefSeq, a predicted model, not a curated record
AUGAACCAGGAAGUGGUCAAAGUCAUCUUGGAUAGCAAGAAAGAUAUCUGGAGAAAUGAAGAGCUGCUGAAGCUUGUACAAGAUUACUUCAAUGACAGCUUGCCCACCCUUGAUUUCUGUGCUUCCCUCGAGAAUUGCUUGAAGCAUGUGCGUGAUGCCCAUUUGCAGAUUUUCACCGCCCUUCAUUGUUUUGAAGAAGAAGAUGGGGAGGGCUGUUGCAGUUACUCAAAAAUCUUGGAGGAACUGACAAAUUUCAAGGAGACCGGAGACCCUUUCACCAGGGAGUUCUUUGAGCUCUUUCAGACAAUUUACAAGCUACAGAAGUUCAUGCUCAAGAAGUUGUGGAUCAAGAAGAAGAAGAUUGAGAAGAAGCUUAAGAGCAUACAGAUGUGGAGGAAAAUCUCAAGCAUGAUACCGGUUGCAACUUUCGCAGCCAUUCUAAUCUAUUCUGUCACAACUGCUACGGUGGCUUCUCCGCCAGUUGUUGCUGCCCUAGCAGCUGCAACCGCCAUGGAUGUGAUUGGCAAGUGGAUUGACUCCCUUUGGAGGAAUUGUGAAGAAGCACUGAAGAGACGGGAGGAGGUGAUCACCUCGAUGCAAGUGAGUGCUACAAAGCUUUUCCCUCCCUUUUUGUAAUUACAGUGACCGUCCCCGUAAUUUCGUCAA